AUGGUCGUAAAACGUGCUGCGGACAGUGCGGACUCACCAAUACUGGAGGAGGCCGGCGAGAGCGGCUCGGAACAGAAGCCAAAGCCUCUCAUCAAAUAUGGAGAACUCGUUAUACUCGGUUACAACGGAUACCUCCCAGCCGGAGAGCGAGGUCGACGUCGAAGCAAAUUCGUGCUGUAUCGACGACCGUCUGCGAAUGGUGUGAGGCGGUCGAAACACUAUGUUGUCAAGACUCCUCACAGCAGCAAGGCUAUCCUCGAUGCCAGCCAACACUCAAUAUCCUACACACUCAGCCGCAGCCAAGCGGUUAUCGUCGAAUACACAGAAGACCCGGACACGGAUAUGUUCCAGAUCGGUAGAUCAUCAGAAUCACCGAUAGACUUCGUGGUAAUGGACACAGUGGCUGGUGAUAAAAGUGGCGAUACAAAAGUGCUGCAGAGUACAAUAUCACGGUUCGCUUGCCGCAUCAUAGCAGACCGUAACGACGUCAACAACUGCCGCAUAUACGCAGCCGGUUUUGACUCCUCCAGAAAUAUAUUUUUAGGGGAAAAAGCGACAAAAUGGACAGAGAAUCACGAAAUAGAUGGACUAACGACAAAUGGUGUGUUGAUCAUGCAUCCACGUGGUGACUUCUGUGGCGGUAGCGCCACCUGUGGGCCGUGGCGCGAGACUUCCGUCGGGGGCGCCGUGUUCUCGCUCAGGGAGAGCCGCUCUGCACAACAAAAGGGCCUGCCCUGUCAAGCCGAGACAAAUGUCCUUAGAGAUGGAACGAUGAUAGACUUAUGUGGCGCUACUUUACUAUGGAGGAGCGCUGAAGGACUUAAAAACUCACCGACAAAACGCGAUCUCGAAGCAUUAGUGGACGAGCUGAACGCGGGCCGACCGCAGUGUCCCGUUGGACUGAACACGCUUGUCAUACCACGCAAGCUGUCCACCGCACACCAGGACCUGAACCAGCCUUACGUAUACCUCAACUGCGGACAUGUACAGGGCGAACAUUCGUGGGGUGCAGAAGGUAGCGAGUCAGGAUCUCGACGUUGCCCCAUGUGUCUGACAGCUGGCUCUGUAGUGCGCGUCUGCAUGGGAAUCGAACCUGCUUUCUACGUGGACGCCGGCCCGCCAACCUACGCAUUCAACCCCUGCGGACACAUGGCCUCCGAGAGGACCGUCAAAUACUGGGCUAGCGUGGACAUUCCCCACGGUACAAACGGUUUCCACGCGAUCUGCCCGUUCUGCGCGGCGCCGCUGCAGGGCUCGCCCGGGUACGUGCGCCUCAUCUUCCAGGACAACCUCGACUGA
This is a messenger RNA of Spodoptera littoralis (African cotton leafworm), 1299 nucleotides long. The record is from the annotation of a GenBank genome assembly. Lineage: Eukaryota; Metazoa; Arthropoda; Insecta; Lepidoptera; Noctuidae.